Messenger RNA from Paramecium tetraurelia, 612 nucleotides. RefSeq lists its product as uncharacterized. Gene Ontology annotation, molecular function: zinc ion binding. The transcript has 2 exons. The record is from RefSeq and is a predicted model, not a curated record. Lineage: Eukaryota; Ciliophora; Oligohymenophorea; Peniculida; Parameciidae.
AUGAUUUAGAAUCUGUGCCUGGAUAUAAAGCAUAAAAAAGUAUUUGAGCAUCAUUAAACAGAACAAAUAUGUAGAAUCUGUAUUUGCGAGGAGGAAACCUCUAAAUUUAUUGCUCCUUGUAAAUGUAAAGGAACUGCUGAGUUUGUUCAUUAAGAGUGUUUAAAAAUGUGGAUUCUUGAGUAAUAUGGAGUUAAUAAAAUUUAUAAUGAUGAGCUCUAUUGUGAGGUUUGCCAUCAUAAAUUCGAAUUUGAUGCCGAUUUUAAUGACAGAUUUGAUAUCAAAUAAUUUUAAAGAAUAAAAAAGAGAACAAAACUUUGUUGGCUAAUACAAAUGUUUUUUAUCAUUCUAUUUAUUUUUGGAUCUAUUGAAAUUGCUUUGGGGUUUGGUAUAAAUUCUUUGGCAACUGUUGCGAUUAUUGUUGUAUUUGGUCUGAUAACUGUAUCUUUAACUAUUUACUUAAUUUUCAAUUUUAGUUCAGCUCAUACUAUUUAAAUGAUUGAAAAUUGGAAUUUCCAGAAUUACAAACCCAAAUCUUCAGCUUCAUUGCCCAAAAAGAACACUAAGAAGAUAACCAAUCAAUUCAUUCGAGUCAAUCAAAUAUAUUUUACUUGA